AUGCAGCGUAGUUGGUACAAGAAUAUAGUACCUCCGCCAGGCUCGGAGGCCGGAACUUCCAUGACGGAUGCCAGUUCUCUUCCCCAAGACCCUGAGUUCGCAAACGCAAAUAUUUGGAACGAGGACAAUGUUCCUACUGAAGCUGAACUUCAAGCACAAGGCGAACGAAAGGCUGAAGAGGUUGACAAAUGGAUUCAAGACCUCUAUCAAGAGAAUUCGGAUGUCCAUAAAGCUGUUGAAGAGGGUAUUCGUACCACAGAUAUCACUCGUCAGUUUUACGAGGAAGCACCACUUAUCACCGCUCCACCAACUCCGGAGCCUUCAUCCGAUCAGGAGCAGGCACAGGCUUCCAGUAGCCGAAUCCUGACGUUUGGAGAGAUAAGAAAAGACCGACAAAAUGUCCAAGGCGAGGCAGCCCGCUUUCCUGCUCCAGGAAGAGUUGCUCCAGAGAUCUCUACCCGUAAGAAGGGGAAGAAUCGUAAGGCUCAACCCCAGGUUCAAGAAGUACGGAUCAAGCCUGCACAGGCUCUAGCACCACAGAUCCAACCAAAUCGAGUCGAGUCCCAGCCGUCAUUUGAACAAAAUGCGGAACAGCCUGCGCCAGUACAACCUCGCAAGUUUGAGGGCCCAACCCAUGAUGUGCGAAAGAUGAACUAUGGUGACAAUUGUGCCCGAGAAAACCCUACUGGGCCUACUGGCAAGUUUUACCUCCCUGUGAAAAUAUUUCGAAGAGUAUUAACAUAA
This is a messenger RNA of Orbilia oligospora ATCC 24927, 744 nucleotides long. RefSeq lists its product as uncharacterized. The record is from RefSeq and is a predicted model, not a curated record. NCBI's taxonomy places the organism in Eukaryota, Fungi, Ascomycota, Orbiliomycetes, Orbiliales, Orbiliaceae. The coding region runs from base 1 to 744 and encodes 247 amino acids. The transcript is spliced from 3 exons.